AUGGUAAGCCAUCCCUCGAACUUCGAUAACAACAACGACGACAACGAAUCGAGCAGGUACCCAUCGUCACGAUCUACCCUUCGUACCGUUCCCAACAACGCCGCAACCGGUUUAAACGAAGGUUAUCAAAACCUCCGCACCAACACAAAUACCAUCUCGCCUACUCGUGCAGGUUUUAUCCCUAUUACCGCUCUCACCAACAACAAUAACAUUAAUCAAGCUAGACCUGAUACUUUCAACAUGGGUCAUGCUCCGUCUUACCUCCAAGGUCAACCCCAAAGUCAACCUGGAUCAAGUAGAAGACAAUUCCAAGUUGAUCUUCGAAUGGUAGACCCCAACCCACCUACCCAAGGUCAAGGUGAAGCUCGAACUCCGACUAGUACUCGAGUCAUUCAUCCUCCUCCUCAAUAUUGGCCUUCCAAUACCACCAUCAACACCCCCAACAGCACUACCAUCAGCAACGGUUAUACUGGAAGAGGUCAAGUUGCCGAUAUUGUCAUUCACAUGCCUACUCCUCCUCCACCUGCCGACCAUCUCCCUUCGGUCGGUACUAUCACUUUGUCAGGAUUCCAAACUGAUUAUUCAAGGGCGAUCGUCGGUGGUGAAGAUCAUCUCAGAAGAGCACCCAACUCUGAAGAUGUUCGAGCGACCUUCCAAAUGAAUGACGAAGAAGAUAAUCGACCUGUCCCCGCUGAGGCAUAUAUCAUUAUGAGACCUCAUAGAGAGCUCAACAGAGGUUGGAAUGAUGGUAUCGCCGAAGAGAUGAGAUUGGCUGAUGAAUGGACUUACGAGCUUCAACUUAUUCAACAACCUACUAGAGGUAAAGCUCUUGGUCUCGGACCCCUUCCCAGAGGCUGGCCUGCUCUUUCGGCUCCUCUCAUCGUGCUACUCAUCGUCAAGGACCAAAACGGCAAGGUCAUUCCAGUUGACCACCCGAUCCUCAAUCGAAAACUCGUUCAUACCAGUAUGACCGUUGAUCUCGUCUCUGAAGAUGGUACUCAAUCUCGAUCCUUCAUGAGAGUUAGACCAAGAGAACAAGAUCCUUCCAAACCUCCCAGCCCUACCUCAGGCGUCCCGAUCGAUCCAGAGGUAUUCAAUCGAACUCAACGAAACCUCCUUGGUGCUCUUCAUCGAUCUGCCAACACUUUCGUUCUCGAUGGCAAGAAAGGAAUUUACUUCCUCUUCACUGAACUUGUGGUCAGAAACGUCGGAAGAUACGCUUUAAAAGUCUCCUUACUCGAUCUUGCUGGUCCCAUGCAUAUCGGUACUUCUAUCGGUAUAACCAAGACGAUCAGCAGUGCUCUCACUCAUCCUUUCACCGUUUACCACGGUACCGAGUUCCCGGGCGCUCUUCCUGUUACAGACCUUUCUAUGGAAUUUACUAGACAAGGUGAACGUAACUUGGGUCGACGAACCCGUGCCGACAAUAAUGGAAUUUCCUCCGAAGACGACCUGAUGAAUCCUCCGAGCAACUCUCCCGAAGCUGAAUCUCAACCUCAAACUCAACCUCCAUCCCGAUCUCAACCGCAAGUCGCUUCUGGUGUCACUGAAGGACCUUCUUCUGCUUCUUCCUCUUCUUCCGCUAUUGGAGGUAUCGGACAUUCUGUUCCCGUAUGGACCGAACAAGUCAUCCACGUUCAUCCUCAAGGUUCUUACAUCCGAAGAGUCCGACCCCAAGGUCAACCUCCUACCCGAGGGGGUGCGGAAGAAGGAGAACAGAGGGGAAAUGGAGGUUUCGAGCGAUCUCAUCUCUAA
This is a messenger RNA of Kwoniella botswanensis, 1755 nucleotides long. RefSeq lists its product as uncharacterized. The transcript is spliced from 9 exons. The record is from RefSeq and is a predicted model, not a curated record. NCBI's taxonomy places the organism in Eukaryota, Fungi, Basidiomycota, Tremellomycetes, Tremellales, Cryptococcaceae. Bases 1 to 1755 code for a protein of 584 amino acids.